Molecule: messenger RNA, 2757 nt
Organism: Centruroides sculpturatus (bark scorpion)
Lineage: Eukaryota; Metazoa; Arthropoda; Arachnida; Scorpiones; Buthidae
Product: glutamate receptor ionotropic, kainate 2-like
Exons: 11
Coding region: 26-2146 (706 amino acids)
Biological process (GO): synaptic transmission, glutamatergic; monoatomic ion transport; modulation of chemical synaptic transmission
Cellular component (GO): plasma membrane; postsynaptic membrane
Molecular function (GO): glutamate-gated receptor activity; transmitter-gated monoatomic ion channel activity involved in regulation of postsynaptic membrane potential
Source: RefSeq, a predicted model, not a curated record
GUUGAUAUUACAAGAUGUGGUUACAAUGUCAAAGACAGGUGACAUCAAAGUUUUUCUAAGGCCUUUCCGAACAGGUUACACUUACAGAAAAUUGUUAAAGGAUAUUAGUAGAAGAGGAGAAACUAAUUUAGUACUUAAUUUGCCACCAGAGAAAAUACCUUAUGUUCUCCGUGAGGAUCUGCAUACCAUCGACUUGCAAGAUUUCCAACUCGUCAGAUCAAACAUUACAGGUUUUCGCUUGGUUGAUCCGAGUGAAUUUUCCAAAGAACAACAAAAGGAUCGUUACAGUAAUAUUUUAGAAUACGGAAGGAUAAUUAAACAGCCGUCUUUACCAAAGACAGAAGCUGCUUUGUUAUAUGAUGCAGUAUAUCUAUUAGCGAAAACAAUACAUGAUUUGGAUAGAAAACACAUUCUUAAGCCACCAUCAGUUUCUUGUUCUGAAAAACGACCGUGGCCUCAAGGAAAACUGGUAGUGGAUCACAUGAAAACACUGACAUUUAAAGGGAUGACCGGUGAAAUUAAAUUUGAUAAAGACGGAUACAGAAGAAAUUUUACCUUGGAUAUCGUGGAAUUAAAACCCGGUGGCUUAAAAAAAGUUGGAAUAUGGUCAUCAUCAUCCGGAGUAUCUUUUUCUAAUAAUUAUGUUUCUGUGUUAAAGGAGGCAAUGCUCUCUCUCAAAAAUAAAACAUUAAAAGUGACUACUUUAAUAACUAAACCGUACGUGAUGCUCAAGCAAUCAGAAAAAAAACUGAUGGGAAAUGAUCAAUACGAAGGAUAUUGUGUUGAUAUUAUAUUCGAACUAUCCAGAAUUCUUGGAUUUAAAUAUGAAUUUCAUUUAGUGAGAGAUCGAGUUCACGGUGUAAUGAAUGAAAAGAAAGAAUGGAACGGUAUGAUACGCGAAUUGAUCGACAGAGAAGCCGAUCUUGCCGUCGGGGAUCUUACAAUAACGUAUGAAAGAGAACAAGUGGUCGAUUUUACGAUGCCUUUUAUGAAUUUGGGUGUUAGCAUUUUGUUUAGGAAACCAACGAAAAAAUUUCCAAAACUCUUUUCUUUUCUUCAGCCUUUAUCUAUAGAAAUAUGGAUAUAUAUGGCUACAGCCUACAUAGGAGUCAGCUUGUUGCUGUUUAUUAUAGCUAGAUUUAGCCCUUACGAAUGGGUCAGUCCACAUCCUUGCGAUCCUGAUUCGGAAAUUUUGGAGAAUCAGUUUAAUUUGCUCAAUAGCCUGUGGUUCACUAUUGGUUCUCUGAUGCAGCAAGGAUCCGAUCUAAAUCCCAGGGCACUUUCUACUCGUGUAAUUGCUGGUAUCUGGUGGUUUUUUACAUUAAUCAUGAUAUCGUCUUAUACUGCUAAUUUGGCAGCAUUUUUAACUGCAGAACGUAUGAAAUCUCCUAUUGAAAGUGCAGAAGAUUUAGCAAAUCAGGGAAAAAUUAAGUAUGGCUGUGUAGAAUCUGGAUCUACACGUUCCUUUUUUAAAGAGUCCAAAGUUUCUGCGUAUAAAAAAAUGUAUACGUUUAUGGAAGCAAAUCCUAGCGUGUAUACAUCUUCAUCAGAAAAAGGAAUGGAAAGAGUUUUAGAAGGUGAUUACGCCUUUUUAAUGGAAUCUGUUACCAUUGAAUAUUUAGUAGAAAGAAAUUGUGAAUUGACUCGAAUUGGCGGAUUGUUGGAUUCUAAAGGUUACGGAAUUGCAUUGCCUGCAGGUUCCCCAUACAGGUCAUUAAUUUCCAGCGGAAUUUUAAGGUUGCAAGAAACUGGUGUAUUACACGAAUUAAAAGAGAAAUGGUGGAAGAAAAAAGGAGGUGAUCUAUGUGUUGCCGAUGAAAAAAAGACUAGUAUUCUAACUAAUGAGCUAGGACUCGCCAAUGUCGGAGGUGUAUUUGUGGUGUUAUUAGCAGGAUUAGGAAUGGCGUGUGUCAUCGUUGUUAUAGAAUUUAUUGCUCACACUAGAAAAAAACCGCGUGAAGAAAGAAAAUUUUUACCAUAUGAAAUGGUGCAAGAAAUAAGACAACUGAUAACAAAUCAGGGAACAACUCGACCUAUAAGAUGGAAGUAUAUGGAUAAACAUAUAGUGUGGAGUGAUUCCGAUGCAACAUCUGUAUCAACAAAUUACGAUUUUCCAAACGAAAUACGUCAAAGCUAUAGAAAUUGAUUAAUAAUGGCGUAUCAAUGUCACUGUGUCAAUUAAAAAAGAAUUUUAAUAAUAUUUAACGUAUCUUUUAAAUCCAAAGGAGGUUAUUUUAAACCUCAGAUAUCAAUGUGUCGAAAAUUGAAUGCUGUAAAAAAGAAUAUAAGAAAUACAAUAAUCACUUUCGGGAAGGAAGGGAGAUUGAUUUGAAAAGAAAAUUUUAUUGAGCAUUCCAAAAAAUAAACAUUUUGAUAAAUAUUGACAAUUUGGAAGUGAUUUUUUGAUGGACGUAAACAAAUAUGAAUUUUUCAAACAAAUUAUAUUAUAGACAGGUAUAUGCAGUAUACGUUUAUAAUAUAAAAUUCUAGAUUUUUUAAGUAAUAAUUUGUUAUUUAUUACAUAUUUAUAUAAAACGAUAUAAUUAGAAAUACGAAAUUAUCGUGUGAUAAUUUUAUUAUCAUUAUCAUCUUACCAAAGAAAAAUAAUUGGUUAUUUUCAGCAGUUAUCCAAUAAAUCAACAGGGAAUCAUUAAAAAUUAUACUCGUGAGAACAGUUGCUUUUUAAAAUUUGCAAUACCAUAGAAAAGAUGUUUUAUCCAAUUUAAAAACAGAAAUAAAUUCAGAAUGAAACAAUGA